UUAUUAUCCCGUGGACUUCCCCUUUACUCAAAAGUCUUGAUAAAGACAUCACUUUUCUUUGAAUUUGUUACAUCCUAAUCCUUCCUAGGGUGGCCGACUCUUGUUGCUUAAGCUGCACAAGAUUCACCUCAACUGUGUUUGGUUAGCAGUUGAGGUUUAACCCAUCAUUUGUUGAUUGUUUUUUAUUUUAAAGGUGGACACAGGACAUACUUUCACCACAGCAACUAAUACGUACUAUUCUACUUAAAAAAAAAAAAAAGAUCCCGACUAGUUACAACCCCCUAAUUCGACAUCUGUGUAUGCUAGGAAAGUUACGUGGUUAAUUAGGUAGCGCUAGCGCAACCUGUCGCAACCAUGACGAACAACGACCCUGAUAAGCAGUAUGAGUCGACUCCUUCGUCUAAGAGCACGCGGCCGCCAUCCUCAAACUCUACCGCGACGGUAAAUCCUGAGGAACAGCGUGAAUCUGCUAGACAAAACAAUCCCAAUGGCUUCUCACGAAUCAACACUGGCGUUUCGGUUGAACAAGCCGAAGCUGACUUUGCCGAGCUCCAGAGGGAAUUAUCUGGGCUUUCUCGAGCAAGUCGUACUCGAAGCAGGAGGGAAAAUGAUGUCGAGAAAGGCCAUGCCAGCAUUGACUCUCCCCAGUCUGACGACUCCGUCGAGAUAUUUGAUCUCGAGACGACUUUGCGAGGUGAUCUAGAUGCCGAGAGAGAGGCGGGUAUUAAACCAAAGCAUAUCGGUGUCUACUGGGAUGGACUAACGGUUAAGGGCAUGGGCGGCACCGCCAAUUUUGUGAAGACAUUCCCUGACGCGUUUAUCGACUUUGUUGAUUAUUGGACUCCAUUGAUGAGCCUGCUCGGAAAAGGACAGAAGGGCACUGAGGUUACGCUGCUGGACAACUUCAAGGGCGUCGUCGAUCCCGGCGAGAUGGUUCUGGUACUAGGAAAGCCAGGCUCUGGGUGCACAACCUUUUUGAAGUCAAUUGCGAAUCAACGAUGGGGUUACACAAGCGUUACGGGUGAUGUCCUCUACGGACCUUUCACGGCUAAGGAAUUCGAGCAGUACCGUGGCGAAGCAGUCUACAACCAGGAGGACGACAUUCAUCACGCCACUCUCACCGUAGAGCAGACCCUUCGCUUUGCGUUAGAUACCAAGGUGUCUAACAAACUCCCAGCAGGCACCUCGAAGAACAAGUUCAAGGAGGACGUAAUCUCGAUGUUGCUGAAAAUGUUCAACAUCGAGCACACGAGAAAGACGGUGGUUGGUGAUGCUUUGGUCCGUGGUGUUUCCGGUGGCGAGAGAAAGCGUGUCUCUAUUGCUGAGAUGAUGAUCACUAAUGCUUGCAUUCUGUCAUGGGAUAACAGCACUCGAGGACUUGACGCUAGCACAGCCCUCGACUUCACCAAGUCACUUCGAAUUAUGACCAACCUCUACAAGACCUCUACCUUCGUAUCGCUGUACCAGGCAUCCGAAAACAUUUAUAGACAGUUCGAUAAGGUUUUGGUUAUUGAUGCUGGUAAGCAGGUGUACUUCGGUCCAGCCACCGAAGCACGAGCCUAUUUUGAAGGCCUUGGCUUCCUCCCACGCCCUCGACAGACGACCCCUGACUAUGUGACCGGCUGCACCGACGAAUUCGAACGACAAUACUCCCCCGGAUUUUCGCCGCAAAAUGCCCCGCAUAGCCCUGAGUCGCUGGCCGAAGCUUUCGAGAAGUCCCAACUUACUAAGCGGUUAAAUAACGAUAUGCUGGAAUACAAGACUAGGCUCCAGCAUGAGCAAGAGAUCGCCCGUCACGAUGAUUUCCGCGUAGCUGUGCGCGAGAGCAAGCGAACCGGUGCCAAGCACUCUGUUUACAACGUCGGGUUCCAUCUACAAGUUUGGGCCCUGAUGAAACGUCAGUUUGCUCUGAAGCUCCAGGACAAACUUAGUCUGUCGCUGUCUUGGGUUCGAACCAUCGUCAUCGCAAUUGUCCUCGGAACUCUGUACCUGAAUCUGCAACGAACCUCGGCUAGCGCGUUUAGCAAAGGUGGUCUUCUCUUCAUCUCUCUCCUGUUCAAUGCUUUUGAGGCCUUCUCCGAAUUAGGAGAAACUAUGACAGGUCGGCCAAUUGUGAACAAGCACAAAGCAUACGCUUUCCAUCGACCUUCGGCAUUGUGGAUAGCACAGAUAUUCGUGGAUACUGCGUUCUCAGCUGUUCGUAUUUUGGUGUUCUCGAUCAUCGUUUACUUCAUGGCCAACCUCAACCGGACUCCAGGAGCCUUCUUCACGUUCUACUUGCUGAUUAUCGUCGGUAACAUUGCCAUGACACUUUACUUCCGUAUUAUUGGUUGCGUUAGUCCCGAUUUCGACUACGCUAUCAAGUUCGCCGUUGUCACCGUUACCUUAUUUAUCCUGACAUCAGGAUAUUUAAUUCAGUAUCAGUCACAGCAGGUCUGGCUACGAUGGAUCUUUUGGAUAAAUGCUUUGGGACUUGCCUUUUCUAGUAUGAUGGCGAACGAGUUUGGUAAUAACGAAUUGACAUGUUCGAAUGAAUCUCUCAUUCCUUCUGGUCCUUCAUACGGCGACAUUAACCAUCAAGUCUGCACGUUGGCGGGCUCCACCCCCGGAACUGCGACGGUGAGCGGCGCCGCUUACAUCACCCAAGGGUUUUCUUACGCCCCCUCGGACUUAUGGAGAAACUUUGGAAUUAUUAUGGCCAUCAUCGUAUUCUUCCUUAUUAUGAACGUCGUCCUUGGAGAGUUUGUCAAAUAUGGCAUGGGUGGCAAUCAAGCAAAGGUCUUUGCGAAACCCGACCCCGAACGAAAACAAUUGAACGAAGCUCUUGCUAGCAAGCGAUUGGAACGCCAAAAGUCAAGGCAACAAGAAGAGGAUACCACUUUGAAGAUUGAUUCUACUAGCAUUCUAACUUGGGAGGAUCUUAAUUACGAUGUUCCAGUCCCCGGUGGCACUCGCCGCCUGCUCAACAGUGUCUAUGGUUACUGCAAGCCCGGUGAACUAACCGCUCUUAUGGGUGCUUCUGGCGCUGGAAAGACAACGUUGUUAGAUGUCCUAGCAUCGAGAAAGAACAUUGGUGUUAUCGCUGGUGACGUUUUAGUCGAUGGUGCUAAGCCUGGCAAGGAGUUUCAGAGAUCUACUUCGUAUGCGGAACAACUCGACAUGCACGACCCGACCCAGACUGUUCGCGAAGCCCUACGAUUUUCGGCCGAUCUACGUCAAUCCUUCGAAACCUCCCGCGAAGAGAAAUAUGCAUAUGUCGAAGAGAUUAUCGCUCUGUUAGAAAUGGAAAGCAUCGCAGACUGUAUAAUUGGUACCCCCGAGGCUGGUCUUACCGUUGAGCAGCGUAAGCGAGUAACAAUUGGUGUCGAACUUGCGGCUAAGCCUCAACUCUUACUGUUCCUCGAUGAACCUACAUCGGGUCUCGACAGUCAGAGCGCCUUCAACAUCAUUCGAUUCUUGAAGAAGCUCGCUGCUGCUGGACAAGCCAUUCUUUGCACCAUCCACCAACCGAACGCCGCUCUUUUCGAGAACUUCGACCGUCUACUUCUAUUACAGAGGGGAGGUCGCUGCGUGUACUUCGGUGAUAUUGGCGAGGACGCAGUUGUUCUCCGAGAUUACCUUGCGCGACAUGGCGCAGUCGCUGGCCCUUCUGACAACAUCGCUGAGUUCAUGCUAGAGGCAAUUGGUGCUGGAAGUACCCCUCGUGUUGGAAACCGUGACUGGGCCGAUAUCUGGACCGACAGCCCUGAACUUGCUAACACCAAGGACACAAUCUCUCAGUUCAAGGAAGCCCGUAAAGAGGCCGCCGCACAAAUUGACUUAUCUCUACAGCGCGAAUACGCUUCACCCCUGUUGCAUCAACUCCAGGUUGUCAUUAAGCGCACCAACCUUUCAUUCUGGCGAUCUCCCAACUAUCUGUUUACUCGAGUCUUCAACCAUGUUGUCAUCGCUCUUCUCACCGGUCUAACUUACCUGAACCUUGAUUACUCGCGAUCCUCCCUACAGUACAAGGUCUUCGUCAUGUUUCAGGUUACCGUGUUGCCUGCGUUGCUCAUGCCACAAGUUGAGCUUAUGUACGUCAUCAAGCGAGCUAUCUUCUUCCGCGAAGCGUCGAGCAAGAUGUACAGCUCUUUCACUUUCACUCUUGCUAUGAUUGUUGCAGAGGUGCCUUAUUCCAUUCUUUGUUCUGUUUUCUUCUUCCUACCACUCUACUUCAUCCCGGGUUUCCAGUCGGAAGCUUCGCGUGCCGGUUACCAAUACUUCAUGGUAUUGAUUACCGAAUUUUUCGCGGUUACCUUGGGUCAAGUCCUCGCCUCCAUCUCGCCAUCUUCAUUUGUUGCCAGUCAAUUCGAUCCUUUCAUCGUCAUCACCUUCGCCCUAUUCUGCGGUGUUACGAUCCCUGCCCCGCAAAUGCCUGGCUUCUGGCGCGCGUGGCUGUACCAACUGGACCCCUUCACACGCCUUAUCGGUGGCACUGUAACUACAGCUCUAGCGGACCUUCCGGUCAACUGCAAACCGUCGGAAUUGAAUACAUUUACCGCACCCGCAAACCAAACUUGUGGCGAGUAUAUGGACACCUUCUUCAACGUGCAGAAGGGAGCUGGAUACCUCGUGGAUAGCGCAUCCAACGUUUGCGAGUUCUGUGCCUACAAAGUGGGCAAUCAAUUCUACGAGCCUCUUGGCUUCAGCUUUGAUUACCGGUGGAGGGACCUCGGUGUUUUCUUAGCUUUCGUCGGCAGCAACCUCAUCAUCCUCUUCGCUGCGGGCCGCUUCUUAAAUUUCAACAAGCGAUAAUCUACACGAUGGAUUGAGCGAUUGAGCGACGAUAUAUGAUAAUAAUAUUUUCUAUUCUUGUAUUAUGUUUUUCGGUUAGAGUGAAGCGGGCUAGAGAAAGCGUUCACCUCUGCUUGGAUAAAGG
Molecule: messenger RNA, 4918 nt
Organism: Annulohypoxylon maeteangense
Lineage: Eukaryota; Fungi; Ascomycota; Sordariomycetes; Xylariales; Hypoxylaceae
Product: ABC-2 type transporter-domain-containing protein
Exons: 2
Coding region: 355-4794 (1479 amino acids)
Biological process (GO): transmembrane transport
Cellular component (GO): membrane
Molecular function (GO): ATP hydrolysis activity; ATP binding; ABC-type transporter activity
Source: RefSeq, a predicted model, not a curated record